AUGCAAUUCGCUGUGCCUCCUAGAAAGGGCCCUAGCCCUCCGCCCUAUGCUCGCGCCUCACUCCUCACCUUCCACCGUCGCAAACAGCUCAAAGCGACCGCCAUUUUGACCUUGGCCCUUCUCGCCGUCUUCUUUCUCUUGUCGCAGCUCUUCCGUAACAGGGCCGGGAACUCAGCAGCUCCAAUUGGUACUUCGGGUGUCGUUAUCGUGACUCUCCUCGACCGAGCAUCGUACAGCGACUCUUAUCUACAGAAGAUCAUCAAGAACAGGGAAGACUACGCGGAGCGACAUGGCUAUACAAAUUUCUUCGCCAAUCUUUCCGACUACGACUCAUACAUAGGCAAUUCCCCCCGGAGCUGGGGUAUAGUCCCCGCAGUCCGCCAUGCAAUGGCGUCGCAUCCCUCCGCAACCUACUUCUUCCACCUUGACGCGCAUGCUCUAUUCAUGAACCCGAAUGAAUCACUCGAGGCUCGUCUCCUGAACAAGCACCGACUUGAAUCUUUAAUGCGCCGGGAUGUCCCCGUCGUGCCUCCAGACAGCAUUAUCAAGACAUUCUCUCACCUUCGCUCCGAGGACAUUGACCUGAUCGCCACGAAUGACGCAGAAGACCUGGCCACGGGCAGCUUUGUGAUUAGACAGGGGGACUUUGCUCGCUUCUUCCUCGAUACGUGGUUUGACCCUCUGUAUAGGAGUUAUAACUUUGCGAAGGCGGAGACUCACAGCUUGGAACAUAUCGUUCAAUGGCAUCCAACUGUUCUGGCUCGAUUAGCACUAGUGCCUCAGCGAGUUAUCAACUCCUAUAGCAAGGACUCCACUCACGCUGCGGUGGAUGGCACAUACAAGGAUGGGGACUUGAUCAUUCGAUUCUUCGAAUGCGACACUGAUCCCAAACGGAGUUGCGAGAAGGAGAUGGGUCCUUAUUAUAGUUUGUGGGCGAAGAAGCUGAAGAUCGAAUGA
Molecule: messenger RNA, 957 nt
Organism: Aspergillus mulundensis
Lineage: Eukaryota; Fungi; Ascomycota; Eurotiomycetes; Eurotiales; Aspergillaceae
Product: putative alpha-1,6-mannosyltransferase subunit
Exons: 3
Coding region: 1-957 (318 amino acids)
Biological process (GO): protein N-linked glycosylation
Cellular component (GO): mannan polymerase complex; Golgi membrane
Molecular function (GO): alpha-1,6-mannosyltransferase activity
Source: RefSeq, a predicted model, not a curated record